UGUGACAGGAGUGUAUGUGUGUCACUAUAUGCUGGGGUGACAGCCACACAGCCACCCCCUGGAUCUUCACCAAAUUUCAGCAUCCAGCAGGGGCUGCCUAUGCCUGAAAACCUGUGUGUCUGUGAACUGUUCAGAAGACUACUCAGGUCAUUAUGUCCUUCAACAACUCCUCUGCAUGUUACAAUGACACCAACCACAUCAACAUCUUGCCUGUGUGCAUAUACUCCUUCAUUUCCGUAUUGGGCCUCAUCUUAAAUCUCACAGCACUGGUCUUUUUUUUCAGUCAAACCAAAUCCAGGUCACAAACAAUUGUCUACAUGACCAACCUUGCCAUAGCAGAUACACUGCUCAUCCUCACAUUGCCAAUGAGGAUCUACUAUCAUCUGGGUUUUGAUGGUCUUCCUCCGUGGCUGUGCGAUGGCCUUGGGUUGGUCCUGAAGGCCAAUAUGUAUGGGAGCAUCUUCCUCCUCACUUGCAUUUGCUUUGAUCGUUGCAUGGCUCUCUGCUUUCCUAUGUCAUUGCAUGUUCAACAAGGGAGACGGAAAGCGCCCUUGGUUUGUCUCGGAAUAUGGAUUUUCACCUUUGGAACCAGCCUGCCCAUCUACCUGUCUAGGCACACAAGGGUUAACAAUGAGCACUGUUUUGAUAACCUGCCCAUCUAUGCUAUGCAAACUGUGGUGGUUUUACCCACGCUGAUCUUGGGGUUUGGGUUUCCAUUAGUAAUCAUGGUGAUUUGUUCCUGGGGUUUGGUCCGUGCUGUCCAACAAAGCACUGUGGCCCAGACCAAGCUAGUGGACAGCAGAAAAAUCUACAGGAUGAUUGCCACCAGUCUCCUAAUUUUCCUGAUUAGCUUCCUCCCUUACCAUGCAACCCUGGCUCUGCUCUCUCAGUAUAGCAAUAUAUCAUGCCCGAUGCGGAUUGCAUACCGCUACAGCCUGAUGGUGGCAUGUCUCAAUACAGUUCUAGAUCCCAUUGCAUAUUAUUUCACUACCAAUACAUUCAGGAGGAGUGUUGAAAUAAGCACUGUUCAGAGGAUGUUCCCCUUGAGUAGUUAAAGCUCUGAGUCGCUCAGCAGGAACAGAGGUCCUAAAAAUAGGGUAAAGGGCUGUUGCAGAACCAAUCAGAAUUAUCAUCAACCUCAAAGCUGGUAAUAAAAAGGUGAUUAAAAUUCAGGAUAGAGAAGCUAUAGUGACUGUUUUUGUCAUGUAUGAUUGUAGAAUUAUUUGUGUUUGGAGUGUGGAUACCCGACGCGAGGUGUCAGGAUCCGACAAGCCAGGUCGGGCUUUGGAAAUUUUGAAAUCAUAUUUUGGGGGUUGGUCAUGCUUCUUGGGCAGAGUUUUUCCACUGCUCAUGUCUGUAUUCAUGUCAGGGAAACACAAACCUAGUGCAGCUCACAUUAUCUGAUUUUGGGUCUGGGUUAUAAUGGGGUUAUGGUGUUAUUUAAUAUGGCACUAUAGUGACUGAAGACUGAACAAUGUGGUUGAAUGUGUAAACACACUGUUAUUCUUCAUUGAGUUCAUGUUACAAUAUCACACAGAUAUAUUUUUCAUCCAAAUGUUUUUUUUG
Molecule: messenger RNA, 1566 nt
Organism: Paralichthys olivaceus (Japanese flounder)
Lineage: Eukaryota; Metazoa; Chordata; Actinopteri; Pleuronectiformes; Paralichthyidae
Product: lysophosphatidic acid receptor 6
Biological process (GO): positive regulation of Rho protein signal transduction; phospholipase C-activating G protein-coupled receptor signaling pathway
Cellular component (GO): plasma membrane
Molecular function (GO): G protein-coupled receptor activity
Source: RefSeq, a predicted model, not a curated record